AUGAGUCGACUCAAACUCUACGUCGCGGGCUCGGCCGUCAUGGCCAAUGUUGUGCUAAUGCGCGCAUACUAUGAGCGACCAAACUUCUACUCGGCCGCCGUCUACAUCUCGCAGAGCACCGGCUCUCUGAUGUUCCUGGUGAACCUCAUGCUCAUAGUCGCAGCCAGCUUUGGCUAUGGACUGCAGCGACUCUUCUACGGCCCUCUCCGCCCCAUCGAGACGGAGCAGCUAUACGACAAGGCCUGGUUCGCUGUCAGUGAGACAUUGCUAGCCAUGACCAUCUUCAGGGACGAUAUAGGCAUCUGGUUCUUCGCCAUGUUCUUGUGUUUGCUGGCUGGCAAAGUCUGGCAAUGGAUAGGAGAGGGCAGAGUAGAGUUUCUGGAACAGCAACCGCCCGCGAACCCAAAGCUCUUCCACACACGCCUGAUGAGCUCCUUGCUACUGUCCGUCGCUUUCGAUAUCUUCAUGAUGCAGUAUUGCAUCGAUUCGAUCCUCUCCGAGGCGCGCCCCGGCGUCAUGGUCAUGUUCGGCUUCGAAUACGUCCUCCUAGCCAUUGCAUCGUCAUCCACGUUUCUACGCUACGUACUCUCGCUUGUCGAAAUGUAUAUAACACAUCGCCAGGAGACGACACGGGAUGAAACCCGUACCAUCAUAGCCGAGCAAGCACGCCAACGGGCUGCGGCCGAGGGAACCGAAGUGCCUGCCGAAGUGGAAGAUGACGACGACGAUGGAGAUGUGCCCGGGUGGGAAGAAAAGGGUCGCUGGGUCUUUUAUUUAGACCUGGCAACUGACUUUGUCAAGUCGGUCGUCUACCUGGGCUUCUUCGCUAUCCUUAUGACCUUCUACGGUAUUCCUAUCCACAUCAUGAGGGACCUAUUCAUGACCAUCCGAUCCCUAAUCAAGAGGAUUCACGACUUUGUACAGUACCGAAAUGCGACUCGCGACAUGAACACACGCUAUCCGGACGCCACGGCAGAAGAGCUCGAUCGAGAAAACACAUGCAUCGUCUGCCGAGAAGAAAUGCGGCCUUGGGUACAGCCAGGUGCGGAUGGUGCGCAGCCAGGCCGAAGGAUGGACGAGCGCCAAAGACCGAAAAAGCUACCGUGUGGCCACAUCUUGCACUUUGGCUGUCUACGUAGCUGGCUCGAGAGACAGCAAGUGUGCCCCACCUGCCGAAGGCCAGUCCUCACCUCAUCCACGACUCAAAGCACCCAACGCAACAAUCAAGCAAACCAAGCGAAUCAAGGGCAACAGAGGAGAGCACAGGCGCUAGAAGCCUUGCUCGAUAUUGAUGGGCAGCGAGAUGGUCUUGGUAACCAACAAGGUCAGGGCCAGCAGGCCGCACCACAAGGCGCGCAAGCAAACCCCCCAGCAGACAAUAUGCGCGUCUUCAACUUUGGUCCCUUUAGGAUCGCCUUGGGAAACAUUCGCGUACCGCCGGGUCAGCAAGACGAUGCUGCUGUGCAAAACGCCAUGCAGCGAUUGCGCCAACAAGCCGCGAACAAUGCAAUGCCUAACCAACAGCAUCGUCCCCAGGAUCUAAUCAUGCCAGGCGUCACAUCAAACUUGCCCAUGGGCCCAAUACCUGGCGCAGUCGCACUGCAUCCGUCAGACAUCCAGUCGGACAUCUUGCGUAUACAGCAAAACAUUAUUGAAUCGAUGCGACAUCUGAACGCCCAACACGAGCAACUCGAGAUUGUCCACAGACUUCUUGCAGAGCUCCAUCGACUUCAACAGGCUUCCGGCGUGAGUGGUGCCGACUUGCCCCCCAUUGCGCCAUUGGAUGCACCGAACAUGAAUAUGUCUGCGCCACAGGCUUACCUUGCCAGAGGAUCUGUUUUGCGCCAAGGCGACGCAGGUAUUCCGGCAGGUUUGACGUUGCCAGAGGGGUGGACCCUAAGGCCCAUGGCACUAGCGCCGCGACUUGGUCAGGAAAGUGUCGCGAUGCCAACACUCUCGCAUCCAGAACAGCCAGCGCAGGAGAGUGAUUUGACACCAGCGCAACCAGCACCAGCGACAGCGACAGCGACAGCGACAGCACCAGCACCACCAUUCGCGGAUCCUGAGGCGGCGCCUUUGACGUCUACUACUGUAACUCCUCAGGUCCAACCCGCUGCCCCGGCGGCCGACCCGACUAGUUCCGAUCAGCCUCCAAAUUCAUCACCGAAACGAGCAGAGCCUAGUAGCCUUGAGUCAAGCUGGAGCUUUGGUAAUGUCGGAGAGCGGAAUGAGGCUGAAGGGUCAAGCUCGUCGGUGGCUAGAAGCAGCUCGUCUGGCCAGAACACGAGCAAAAGAACAGUUACUAUAGAAGAUGCCGAGGACAAUGAGCAAUAG
This is a messenger RNA of Pyrenophora tritici-repentis Pt-1C-BFP, 2334 nucleotides long. The record is from RefSeq and is a predicted model, not a curated record. NCBI's taxonomy places the organism in Eukaryota, Fungi, Ascomycota, Dothideomycetes, Pleosporales, Pleosporaceae.